AUGUCACGUAAUGUAAUCACUAUUGAGAGCUGGAAGAACUGCUGCCGCGUCGACCCGUGGCAGUUCCAGCUCUCAAUAGUGAUUCAAGAGCUAAGACCAGCGGCUGACGAUUGCCAGUAUUGGCAGCUGCGUUUUACAUGUUUAUUGGUACCGGAGCUGCCACGGUUUGACACUGUGGCUGCCGCUUAUUUUUCUAGCCCUCAACAAACAAUGCGCAUCAAAAAUGUGAUUGCCAAUAUCAUCGCCUAA
Messenger RNA from Strongylus vulgaris, 249 nucleotides. Lineage: Eukaryota; Metazoa; Nematoda; Chromadorea; Rhabditida; Strongylidae. The record is from the annotation of a GenBank genome assembly.